AUGGAAUCUUACAAGAACACUUUUUUGGAUUCAGCUGUUGAGUCAAAUGCCUUGAAAUUUGGUGAGUUUGUUCUCAAAUCCGGAAGAAAAUCCCCAUACUUUUUCAAUUUAGGUUUAUGCUGUUCUGGAAAAAUAGUAUCCAAUCUAGCUGAAGCUUAUUCUCAGGUUAUUAUCAAUUCGAAUAUUGAGUUUGAUAUAGUUUUCGGUCCUGCUUAUAAAGGUAUCCCAUUAGCUGCUGUUGUUUGUUCCAAAUUGUAUGAUUUAACUAAAAAUGAUCCUGUUUUAAAAGAAAAAUAUUCAAAAAUUGCCUAUUCCUUUAACAGAAAAGAGAAAAAAGAUCAUGGAGAAGGUGGUAUUAUCGUUGGUGCAAACCUAAAUAAUAAAAGAGUUUUGAUAAUCGAUGACGUUAUGACUGCUGGAACUGCUUUUGGUGAAGCUUAUGAUAUUAUUCAAAAUGAGAAGAGUAUUGUAGCUGGCUGUGUAAUUGCCUUGGAUAGAGAAGAAAAAACCCCUGAUAGUGAAUUCAGUGCUCUUCAAGUUGUCUCAGAAAAAUAUAAAAUUCCUGUAUUGAGUAUUGUCACUUUAAAUGAUAUUAUUCAUUAUUUAUCUGAUAAAGCAGAUGAUGAAACAAAAAUAGCAAUUGAAGCUUAUCGUACUGUUUAUGGUGCUGCCAAAAUUUAA
Molecule: messenger RNA, 681 nt
Organism: Ascoidea rubescens DSM 1968
Lineage: Eukaryota; Fungi; Ascomycota; Saccharomycetes; Ascoideales; Ascoideaceae
Product: orotate phosphoribosyltransferase
Exons: 1
Coding region: 1-681 (226 amino acids)
Biological process (GO): 'de novo' pyrimidine nucleobase biosynthetic process; pyrimidine nucleotide biosynthetic process; pyrimidine ribonucleoside biosynthetic process
Cellular component (GO): cytoplasm
Molecular function (GO): orotate phosphoribosyltransferase activity
Source: RefSeq, a predicted model, not a curated record